UGUGGAAAAAGCUAUUGGUGCUUAAAUAAAAUAAAUUAAAUAUACAUAUAAUUGCGUAAUGGAAUCGAUAGCUGCGGCGAUAUUUCUUGAGGAGGACGGCAACGCAUACGAGAAUGCUGACGCAAAAGUUGAAGGAGAAGAUUGCGAGAUAUGUGUGAUCCAUUUCAGAUGAGUGACGAAUUAUAAGAAAUUGAGCUUGAAAGAGAUAUAUCUUAAUUCAUUGAUUUACUUAUUUAGAUUCAAAAAAAACUUUAGGCUUAAUAAGGACGCUUUCAAGUACAUAUGUCCUAGAUACUUUCGCAGAAGAAACUCAACAAAGUACUUUGACGUCGUUAUCUCCGCUUAAUCGCGUAGUGGCUGCUUUGAGAUAUUUUGCGGAAGGCAGUUACCAACAUGGAGUUGGUACUGAUUAUAACGUCGGAAUGGGUCAGUCAACUGUGUCAAAGUCACUGUCUCAUUUUCUCGAAGUCAUGCAACGAAAGCUUUGCCGUGAGUAGAUCAAAUUUGACCAGAGUGAAGAGGAAAAAAUGCAAGCGAAGCAAGAGUUUUAUGCGAAGGCUAGUUUCCCAGGAGUAAUUAUGUGUGUUGAUGGUACGCACAUAAAAAUAGUGAAGCCAUCUGAAGAGGGGUUUCUAUAUUACAAUAGAAAAGGAUUUUAUAGCAUCAAUGCUAUGGUGGUGUGCGAUAACAGAAUGAGUAUAAAAAGCAUUGAUGCCAGGUAUCCUGGGUGCAAUCACGACUCGCAUGUAUGGGGCUUAAGCAAGCUUAGAUCGCAUAUGGAACGGCGAUAUCGGGAAGGUGAAAGAAACGCGUGGCUGUUAGGUGAUGCGGGAUAUCCAUUGCAGCCUUGGCUAAUGACUCCGUAUCGAUCUGUAACUCAAGGCAGCCGGCAAAGUAAUUACAACAUGCGGCACACCACAACAAGGAAUAUAGUAGAGCGGACUAUUGGGGUAUUGAAGAACCGUUUCCGAUGCUUGUUGGGUGCACGAGCACUACAUUACUCACCACACAAAGUUAGUCAAAUAAUAAACGUUGCCUGUGCCCUCCACAACAUUUGCAUUUACUACAAAGUGGAAGAUUUGAACGCAAGUGAAUUUAAUUUUGAAAGCCGUCAGGAGGAGGAGGAAGAGCAAAGCAGUGACCCCGAUUAUACUUCCAUAGCAAAUCGUAUUCGAGACAAUACACUCUCUACUUUUUAAUAAAUUUGAGA
Bactrocera latifrons is the source of this 1210-nucleotide messenger RNA. Its product is annotated as putative nuclease HARBI1. The transcript has 3 exons. The record is from RefSeq and is a predicted model, not a curated record. Bases 528 to 1199 code for a protein of 223 amino acids. NCBI's taxonomy places the organism in Eukaryota, Metazoa, Arthropoda, Insecta, Diptera, Tephritidae.